Molecule: messenger RNA, 1708 nt
Organism: Phalaenopsis equestris
Lineage: Eukaryota; Viridiplantae; Streptophyta; Magnoliopsida; Asparagales; Orchidaceae
Product: probable phosphatase PSR2
Exons: 6
Coding region: 38-1468 (476 amino acids)
Molecular function (GO): phosphoprotein phosphatase activity
Source: RefSeq, a predicted model, not a curated record
UGGUGUAAUUAAUUAUUUUAUAACCCUUUUUCUCUUUAUGCUUCUUCUCUCUCCCUCACUCCGAAAUCUGAAGCUCCUCAGAGCCCUGGAAUCGUUGCUACGGAUUCAGCUUGAAUCUGUUGGCGUUAGUCACGGUCGGGUGAUUUAUGGUGAUUUAGUCACGGAUUGCUUUCUUUCUGGAUUAGUUUAUGCUGCAAUUCAUUUAAGGAGUGAUCCUGAAUUUGGGAGGGAUUUGAGUGCUGCGUGUGAAAUCUUAGAGGAUGAGGCUGAUGGUAUUUCCAUGGCUUACGAAGCUUCAGUGGAUCUUAUGAGCCAUGGUGAGAGAAUUUCACAGGAGAUUCCGGACACGAUAUUUUCUCCUUCAUUUUUUCAUUCUAAAGCUGCUUGUGCAAGUGUCACCAGCAAAGUUGACUUUGUUGCUGCUUUCACCAAGAAAGAACAGGCUGAACAUCAUGAUGUCAACAUUACUGAUUUAAGAACUAGCUAUCUAGAUUCUUAUGACAAAUCAGGAUAUGAAUUUUUCACCGAAGAUAAAAUGGAAUUUGAGCCGAUGGAGGCAGAUAAAGAGAAUGUAGAGUUAGUCGUAAAUUCAUCCAACAAUACCUUUGAUUUUAAUAAAAAAAAUGGUCAUAUGCUCCAUAUUGAUUAUCAUCAUGGUUGUGAGGAUGAAUUUAGCAGUAUAGGAGAUCUAUCUCCUGAAGUUUCUGCAAUAUAUCUUGCAAUGCAGCAUUCCAAAUUAGAGUGUGUUGAUGAAAAAAGUCAAGAUACAAUUUCUGAAGUUUACGUGGAACCUGAGGAUGACGAUUUCGAUGAUUUCGAUCCGUAUUUAUUCAUCAAGGAUUUACCAGACUUAUCUGUGGUUGUGCCAAAAUUUCGUCCGAUGCUCCUACCAAAGCAAACACGGAGUUGUCCUGCGACUACCCUUGUUUUAGAUUUGGAUGAGACCUUGGUGCAUUCCACACUUGAGCCGUGCAAAGACGCAGACUUUGCUUUCCCUGUGAAUUUUAAUCUUAAAGAGCACACAAUUUAUGUGCGGUGUCGGCCCUUUCUCAAGAACUUCUUGGAGCGAGUUGCGACAUUAUUUGAGACCAUCAUAUUCACAGCUAGCCAAAGUAUAUAUGCUGAACAACUUCUCAACAUGCUUGAUCCCAAAAGAAAAUUAUUUCGCCACCGUGUUUUUCGUGAAUCUUGUGUUUAUGUGGAGGGAAAUUAUUUGAAGGAUCUCACCAUUUUAGGUCGUGAUCUAACGCAAGUUAUUAUCGUCGACAACUCUCCUCAGGCAUUUGGCUUCCAGCUAGACAACGGCAUCCCCAUCGAGAGCUGGUUUGACGAUCAUUCCGAUAGCGAACUUCUCUCUCUGCUCCCAUUCUUGGAGAGCUUAGUUGGGGUCGACGAUGUCCGGCCGAUCAUAGCUCAACGAUUCAACCUUCGUCGAAAGGUCGAAGAAGCUGCUUCAUCUCUCUCUUGAUUUCUGAAGAUGAUGAUGAAGAAGGUUGGUUUACCCUUCUCCCUUUUAAAAAGAUCUCCACUUUGGUUCUCAUUUUUAUUACUUGCCUGUUAAGUUUGUAGAAUUGAAAUUUGGCGGCUUAGUUUGGUCAAGGGUGCUGGGGGCUAGUUUGUGAAUUUCCAAUUUUCUUGGGUAAAGAAUGAAAAAGAACUCUCAGGUCUUAUUGUUUUCCGGUUAUCAAAUAUUUUGUAUUUAUUUAUU